AUGCCCGUCGCAGACCACUCUAGCGUUCUCCACUUUGUGGGUGAGUCCGGUACUCCUGUGCGCAAGCCUGCACUUGCCGAGCUGGCAGGCGCUGCGAUACUGAUUCCUAUCCUGUCAACUCCCUCAGGUGGAAAUGCUCUCGAUCAAGCGCCCGCAGGCGCUGUCCCAGACUUUAUCCGCAAGCACGAAGGGCACACUGUGAUCACAAAGGUGCUCAUCUGCAACAAUGGUAUCGCUGCUGUCAAAGAGCUCCGUUCCAUCAGAAAGUGGGCAUACGAGACCUUUGGAAAUGAGCGUGCCAUCGAAUUCACAGUCAUGGCGACGCCUGAAGAUCUCAAGAUCAACGCAGACUACAUCCGUAUGGCGGACCAGUACGUCGAAGUGCCUGGCGGCUCCAACAACAACAACUACGCCAACGUCGAUCUGAUCGUCGAUAUUGCUGAGCGCAUGCACGUUCACGCCGUUUGGGCUGGCUGGUGAGUUUGCAUGCGGCAGAUCGUGCAGACCAGGAAGCUCAUCUCCGACCCAACGUAUAGGGGCCACGCAUCUGAGAAUCCGCGAUUGCCUGAAGCAUUGCGAGCAUCGAGCCAGAAGAUCAUCUUCAUCGGUCCUCCAGGCUCCGCGAUGCGCAGUCUUGGUGACAAGAUCAGCUCAACCAUCGUCGCACAGCACGCUGAUGUGCCCUGCAUGCCUUGGUCGGGUACUGGCGUCAAGGAGACCAUCAUGAGCGAGCAAGGCUUCCUCACCGUUUCCGACGAAACGUACCAAAGGGCAUGCAUACACACCGCCGAGGAAGGUCUCGAGAAAGCGCAAAAGAUCGGGUUUCCUGUCAUGAUCAAAGCCAGCGAAGGAGGUGGUGGAAAAGGUGCGUCAAUUUUUCAAUCUAAGCGUUCGAGCAUUUCCACUGAUUGCUGCGUCGCGCUCACAGGUAUCCGUAUGUGCAGCGACGCCGAUACCUUCAAGCAGCUUUACAAUGCAGUGCUAGGAGAGGUCCCAGGCUCGCCCGUCUUUGUGAUGAAACUCGCUGGUAAAGCGAGACACCUAGAGGUGCAGCUCAUGGCUGAUCAGUAUGGCAAUGCCAUCAGUAUAUUUGGCCGUGACUGCAGUGUCCAGCGGCGCCACCAAAAGAUCAUCGAAGAAGCACCCGUCACCAUUGCGCCAGAGGCUGCUCGCGACUCUAUGGAGAAGGCGGCAGUGCGGCUCGCGAAGCUGGUCGGCUACGUCUCAGCAGGCACAGUCGAGUGGCUCUACUCGCCCGACAGCGGCGAGUUUAGCUUCUUGGAGCUCAACCCGCGUUUGCAAGUCGAGCAUCCCACAACCGAAAUGGUCUCUGGCGUCAAUAUCCCAGCCGCCCAGCUGCAAGUGGCUAUGGGUAUUCCACUGUACCGCAUCCGGGACAUUCGAACGCUGUACGGCAUGGACCCUCGUGGUGCGGAACCGAUCGACUUCGAAUUCAGUGAUCCUGAAAGCUUCAAGACUCAACGCAAGCCACAGCCUAGAGGUCACGUUGUCGCCUGUCGUAUCACCGCAGAAGAUGCAUCCGAAGGCUUCAGACCCAGCAUGGGCACGGUCAGUGAAAUCAACUUCAAGGGGUCCGGAAACUGCUGGGGAUACUUUUCCAUUGGCGGUGCCGGUGGUCUUCACGAGUUUGCCGACUCUCAGUUCGGUCACAUUUUCGCAUUUGGUACAGAUAGAUCAGAUGCCAGGAAUCAGAUGAUUCUCGCUCUCAAAGAUCUCAACAUUCGUGGAGAAUUUAAAAACACAAACGAGUUCCUGCUGCGACUCCUCGAGACCGCAGAGUUCACAAAGAACCACUUUACCACCGGAUGGCUGGACUCUCUGAUCAAGGAGCGCUUCAGCGCCGAGAAGCCCCCGCAAGCAGUCGCAGUUGUUGCUGCUGCCGCCGUCAAGUUCUACCUCGCCUCUCGAGAAUGUGAGCUGGCAUACAGCGCCAUCCUCUCGAAAGGUCAAGUGCCUCCAAAGGACACCAUCAAGACGUUUUUUAGCACAGAAUUUGUUUACGCUGGCGAAAAGUACUCUUGGGCCGGCAGUCGUGCGGGCAAGAACUCCUACUCGCUCUUCCUACGCGGUCAACGCGUGCUCGUCGAUUUGCAGCCCCUGUCUGACGGAGGUGUGUUGAUGAAACUAGGUGGCAAGAGUCACACCGUCUACUGGCAGCAAGAUGCUGCGGCACUCCGAGUCAUGAUCAACCAGAAGACUGCGCUCAUCGAGAACGAGGAAGAUCCCAGUCAGCUCAAGAGUCCUUCUCCAGGCAAGCUCGUCUCCAUUCUGGCACCCUCCGGCACCCACGUCAAAGCUGGCCAGCCUCUGUGCGAGCUAGAGAUCAUGAAGAUGCUCAUGCCCAUCACGGCUGCAGAAGACGGAUUGAUCACGUGGCUUCGAGCUCCUGGAAUUACCGUUGCACCAGGCGAGCUUCUCGGCAUCUUGACCCUCGAUGAUCCAUCCCGCGUAGUCCAAGCCACACCGUACACUGGUCGACUUCCUGACUUUGAUCUGCCAGUCGUUGUUGGUGCCAAGCCUCACCAGCGCUUCGACUUCAACUUGUCCAUUCUGAACGACGUCUUGGCGGGCUAUGACCGUCACUGGCAGCCUGCUCUUAUCGAGCUCCUCGAGAACCUGAGCGAUAAUCAGCUUCCUUAUGGUCAGGUCAACCAGAUCCUCUCGACCCUGUCUGGACGCAUUCCUGCAAAGCUUGAAGAACUCUUCAGAAGCACAAUCGAGACGGCUCACGCGCGUGGCUCGGAGUUCCCAGCAGCGCGUCUGCGCAAAAUCAGCGACAGCUUUGUUAGGGAUAGCGUUGACCCUGCAGCUGCUGUGCAAGUUGCACGUUCCCUAACUCCGAUCACCGUCGUGCUCGAAGCUCUCUCUGGUGGUCCGCAAGGCUAUGCAUCCGCUAUCCUUGCAUCGCUGCUAGAGCAAUAUCUCGACGUCGAGACUCGCUUCGCCGGCGAGUCCGACGUGGUGCUGACACUUCGUCAAGAAGCGGAAGGCGACUUGGAGAAGGUCGUGGCAAUGCAGAUCUCGCACAAUGGUAUCGCUGCCAAGAACUCGCUACUGCUUGCCAUCUUGCAGCAGUACGGAAAGGGCUUUGCAUAUGCCAAGUCUGGUACCGCUGCUGCAGACAAAGUCAUAGACGUCCUUCAUCGCUUAGCGGCACUCCAGGGCAAGUCUACUGCUCCGGUCGCUCUCAAAGCGCGCGAAGUAGCCAUGUCGCGAGACCAGCCCAGUCUCGAAGAGAGGAUGCGACAAAUGCAGAGUAUUCUUCAAGGAUCCGUCCAAUCGGUCGUUUACGGGACUGACAGUCAGGACUACCACGAACCUCAGGUCCCUCUACUUCGCGAGCUAACGGACAGUCAGUACACUGUGUACGACGUCCUUCACUCCUUCUUUGGCGGCCCCAACGUGGAAACUCCUAUCGCCUUUGCUGCGUUGGUCACCUACGUUCUUCGUGCUUACCGCGCGUACGACGUCGUCAAGUUCGCCUAUGCUGUCGAAGAAUUUGACGUCGAGCAGCGUGCAGUCCUCAGCUGGCAGUUUCAAUUGCCGGAUCAUGCCGAUCAUCCUCAUGAGCGUCAGGCAUCUGCUGGCGAUCUUGCGGCGGCUGCCAAAAGUAUGACUGGCAGUCGCCAAGUCCUUCGCACCGGUGUCAUGACUAGCUGCGCCUCUCUCCACGAUCUCCGCGAUGUCUUUCCAAAAAUCCUCAAAUAUCUGCCCAAGGAAGUCAGCGGCGAGCCGGUGCACGUCUUGAACGUUGCCGUCACUGACGAGCCCGACACCAAGGAUGAAGAAGCUAGAACUGCUUUCGCCUCCCUCGCCAAUCGCUUCGCAGCUCAGCUCAGGAGUGCAGGUGUGCGCCGUGUGACCUUCCUUCACUGCCAGCCUGGCUCGUAUCCUUGGUACACAACGUUGCGACCGGACCAAGCCAGCGGCGAGUGGAAGGAAGAGACGACCAUCCGAAACAUAGAGCCUGCUCUCGCAUAUCAGCUCGAGCUUGAUCGGCUGACCACAAAUUUCGAGAUCACGUCGGUACCCAUCACUUCUUCGACCAUUCAUCUCUACUACGCACGCGGCAUUGCGAAUCCGACCGACGCUCGCUUCUUUGUGCGCUCCUUGGUCCGCCCUGGUCGCGUGCAGACUGGCAGUCUCGCCGAUUACCUCGUGUCUGCUUCAGACCGCAUCGUCAACGACAUUUUGAAUGUGCUGGAAGUUGCGCUCGGCAAGCCAGAAUAUCGGACUGCGGAUGCUUCCCACAUUUUCAUGAGCUUCAUCUAUCCUCUCGAAAUCACCUUGACCGACAUUCAACAAGCGCUCUCAGGAUUCAUUGAGCGUCACGGUACCCGCUUCUUCCGCCUUCGGAUCACCGGAGCCGAGCUGCGAUUCGUCAUGAAGAACGCAAACGGAUCCACCACGCCGAUCCGCGCCUUUAUCACCAACGAAACCGGAUUUGUCGUGCGAUACGAGGCUUACGAAGAGGUGAUCGACGACGACGGAAGUGUCCUUCUGAAGAACGUCGCAGGCCCUGCUGUGCCUGCCUCUCUCCACAUGCAGAGCGCUCAUCAGCCAUACACGACCAAGGUGGCUCUGCAAGCUCGACGCUCGCGUGCACACGCACUGCAGACCACCUUUGCAUACGACCUUGUCGACGUCCUGCGUCAGGCUCUGCGAUCUCAAUGGCGCAAGCAUCCCGUCGGCAAGGUGCCAUCAGACCCUCUGCAAUCUGUGGUCGAGCUGGUCUUGGACGAAAAGUCCGGCGAGCUGCAUCAAGUGAAGAGGGCACCCGGUAGCAACAACAUUGGCAUGGUCGCUUGGCUGAUCGACCUUCUCACGCCAGAGUACCCCGAGGGCCGUCAAAUUGUUCUCAUCGCCAACGAUGUUACCAUUCAAGCGGGAUCAUUCGGUCCAGCAGAGGACCACUGCUUCGCUGCUGCAUCUCAGCUGGCACGCGAGGUGGGCAUUCCGCGCCUAUAUGUCUCUGCCAACUCCGGUGCUCGCAUCGGCCUCGCCACAGAGGCAUUGGACCUUUUCCGGGUCAAGUUUGUGCAAAACGACCCGACAAAGGGCUUCGAAUACUUGUACCUCGACGAAGCUGCACUUGCAUCGCUGGGCGAAAAGAAUGCUUUGGAUAGCGUCAUCACCAGCCCUCGCACAGCUGACGACGGCACUACGCACCACGUGCUCACCGACAUUGUCGGCUUGCAACGCGGUCAGGGUGUCGAAUGUCUCUCCGGGUCCGGUCUGAUCGCUGGCGAGACCAGUCGAGCUUGCCAGGAGAUUUUCACUGCUACGAUCGUCACGGGACGUAGUGUUGGUAUUGGUGCUUAUCUUGCACGUCUUGGAGAGCGUGUCAUCCAAGUCGAGGGCUCGCCUCUGAUCCUGACUGGAUACUCUGCACUCAACAAGCUCCUCGGCCGCGAAGUUUAUACCAGCAACCUUCAGCUCGGUGGUCCGCAGAUCAUGUACCGCAACGGUGUCUCGCACUUGGUGGCUGCCGACGACCUUGCGGCGAUGCACCAAGCCGUCCGCUGGCUUGCCUUUGCUCCAAAGACCAAAUCGAGCGCUUUGCCCAGACUUCUCUCUCCUGCCGACCCGUGGGAUCGCGCUGUCACGUACUCCCCGCCCGCAGCACCCUACAACCCUCGCUGGCUUCUUGCAGGUGCGAGACUGUCCGAGAUCAAUGGAGGAACACCCGUGACGAACGGCCACUCGUCUAGCGCUACUCCACAGUCGCCGGGCGAGGAGUGGGUCUCUGGUGUCCUCGACCGCGAUUCCUGGCAGGAGACUUUGGGCGGAUGGGCCACAUCCGUCGUUGUAGGACGCGGUCGCCUUGGCGGUAUCCCCCUGGGGGUGGUGGCGUUCGAAACGCGCACGCUUGAGCGCGUGGUUCCCGCCGAUCCGGCUAAUCCUAAUUCGAACGAGCAGCGCAUUCUGGAAGCCGGCCAAGUCUGGUAUCCCAAUUCGGCUUACAAGACCGCUCAAGCGAUCAAAGACUUUAACCGCGAAGGUCUUCCUCUCCUGAUGCUGGCGAAUACGCGAGGCUUCUCCGGUGGUCUUAGCGACAUGCACAACGAAGUUCUGAAGCAAGGCAGUCUCAUUGUCGAUGCUCUGGUAGCGUACAAGCGCCCAGUCUUUGUCUACCUACCACCCAAUGCAGAGCUUCGUGGGGGUGCCUUUGUAGUCGUUGCAACCACAAUCAACCAACAGGGCAAGAUUGAGAUGUAUGCCGACCCCAGCGCCCGUAUGGGCGUGUUGGAGCCUGCUGGUCUGGUCGAGAUCAAGAUGCGAGCAGAAGCUCAGCGCAAGCUCCAAGCUCGCUUGGACCCGGCCUACGCCAAUCUCGCUGCCAAGGGCGACAAGGAGGCUUUAGCCAAGCGCGUCGAAGAGACCAAGGCCGUCUUCCACUCGGUCUCGGUGGCCUAUGCCGGUGAGUGGUCGUCGUAGUGCUAGCGCAUGCACGCUGUUACUUAUCUCGCGCAUCACAUGUUCCCCAACGCAGACCUCCAAGACACUCCACAGCGCGCCAAAAUUGUCGGCUCUAUCAACGACGUUGUGGAUUGGUCUGACUUUCGUCGUUUCAUGGUGAGCAAGCUGCGUGAUCUCGGUGUGGCGCUUUGCUGACAGCGAUCUGCUCCCCUACAGUACCUCCGUCUGCACCGUAGACUGCUCCAAGACUCGAUCGCCGACAGCCUCAAAGCCGCGAAUGCUGCUCUCUCACCUGCUCAGAUCGAAGGAAUCAUUGAAGAUGUCAUCGGCAUUGGUCUUGGUGACUUGGACGAUGGCCCUAUCGCCCGUCAACUCGAAGAACAGGUAUCAGCGUUCGAGGCAAAGGCCAAGCAGCUCAAGAGCCAGGUGGCCCUGGACACUAUCAGCUCGCUCGCGGCUUCAUUGUCAGCCGAGCAGCGCACUCAGCUCAUCAACACUCUCCGCUCUUGA
Messenger RNA from Ceraceosorus bombacis, 6951 nucleotides. NCBI's taxonomy places the organism in Eukaryota, Fungi, Basidiomycota, Exobasidiomycetes, Ceraceosorales, Ceraceosoraceae. The record is from the annotation of a GenBank genome assembly.